Molecule: messenger RNA, 1627 nt
Organism: Galleria mellonella (greater wax moth)
Lineage: Eukaryota; Metazoa; Arthropoda; Insecta; Lepidoptera; Pyralidae
Exons: 4
Coding region: 256-1497 (413 amino acids)
Biological process (GO): regulation of transcription by RNA polymerase II; anterior/posterior pattern specification; regulation of neurogenesis
Cellular component (GO): nucleus
Molecular function (GO): protein dimerization activity; RNA polymerase II cis-regulatory region sequence-specific DNA binding; DNA-binding transcription factor activity, RNA polymerase II-specific
Source: RefSeq, a predicted model, not a curated record
CCCGGUCAUGAAGUGCGGAGUUUGUGUUGUUGGGGUGAAUGGGAAAUUAAUUCGAUUCGUGAUGGAUGCGUGUACGGUCCUGCAUUCCCAUACAAUACAGGAUAAGGGGCGGCGGAUGUAGCUUCACUCUAUAUUGGAUAAGUACGGGAAGAGGCAAUAUUAAAAUUUGCCUUUACGAUAAACGACAUUAUGUGAUGUGACCUCGAUGAGAGAGGACGUGUGUUAUAGUGGUAAUAUUGUGGUAUUUAGUGAAAAAUGCCGUGCAGUGAGGACGAUGACUCGCAGACCGGGUUUGCGACGGAACCAACUCAAGGACUAUCGAAAGCAGAAUUACGAAAAACCAAUAAGCCGAUAAUGGAGAAGAAGAGACGUGCUCGCAUCAAUCAUUGCCUGAACGAGCUCAAAGAUUUACUCCUGGAUGGCUCUGACAAAGACCCCACCCGUCAUUCAAAACUUGAGAAAGCUGACAUCUUGGAGCUGACAGUGAAGCAUUUGCAAACGUUGCAACGGCAGCAGUUGGCAGCCGCGAUAGCAGCUGAUCCAGCUGUACUGCACCGUUUCAAGGCUGGCUUCGGGGACUGCGCCGUGGAAGUCCGCAGAUACCUCUCCCGAUUGGCCAGCGUCCCAACUGGCCUGAGGCAUCGCCUCGGUAACCAUCUCAACUCGUGCAUCAACGGGAUUGAGCAACUUCACCCGGUUAAAGAUUAUCCACCCCUCGUUCCAGACCCGUUGAGACUAGAUGACGAACGACCCAGUGCCUUCCACUUUGUUAGGUCUACUAGACCGAGCAGUCCACCUUUAAGUCCACUGUCAUGUGACUCAGCUUGCGACUCCUCAACCGAACUAGAAACUCCUCCAAGACCAGUCCAAGCAUUUCCGUUUCCAACACCACCGAGCAGAUCGGCUUCAGACCAGGAUUCUAGUCCCGAAACGCAAAAACCUACAGUGUCUUCAACAACUAUAUCACCAGAGACAUUAAAACAAGAGGCAUUGAGGAACAAGAAGUAUAUGGAACCGCUGUCCAUCAUAAUAGACGUAGAGAACUAUAAAAUAGGAAUCGAUGCGUCACCGAAAAGAGCAGUAGAUUAUUCUAUGAGGCAUAAACUAAAGAGACCUGCAACUGAAGUGACCGGGCCCGGUCCGAAGAUUAUAAAACUAGAUAACGAGAGAAUAGUCAACACUCCAGAAAGAAAUGUCUAUGGACGAACUUCACCGGAGAAGUAUUCAGCUUUUAAAAGGUUACCAGAGAGAAAAUUAACGAUUCCUGGAAGUAUACCGGCCCCAAUAGAAUUGCCAAAAUUAGAAAAUAGAGUAACAAUAAAACCAGAGAUUGUCGGUGUACCAAGGUCGGUGAUAAGCCAUACAGCAGAGUCAUUGGCUCAGUCUUCAAGUACCAGAAAGGAGGAAAAGCUAGAAAUUAAAAUCGAAGCGGAUACAAGUUCGAGAUCUCCUGGUCAGGGUACGUCCAGUAGUACAGAAAUGUGGAGACCUUGGUAACAGUUUAUUUGUACAUUAUAAAUAGUUAUUACAAAAUGCAGCUUUAAGUAUUUACCUGUUCGGUAUCUGUUUUAUUUUCGGUAUAUACAAUAUUUUUAAGAUUUGUUAUAAAAGAUUUAUUUUUACCCUU